GCCAAGUCUAUUUGUAGCACGCCUGCGCCUGCAUCCAACCGCGUAAAUUUGCUUCACGGCAGUCACCGGUGCACACAUACCCCCUGCCGGCAUCAACUUUUGCAAGCGCGCGCGCAUGGCUGCGCAAUAACUCAGCGAUCACAGCCCAGCUGGAUCAUGGCUUUGCACGCGCCGACGCAUGCAGCACCGAUGGCUGCACCCCGCUUGCGGCACCCGUGAUUGCAUGCGCCGCGCGCCUGCGGCAAAAACCGCUGUAUCGAGACACACCACAACAAAAGCGCGCCCCGCCGCGGCCUUCCGAACAAACUCAUAACGUCCCCGCCCCUCCGCAGCCAAUAAAAACAUGAAGGCCGUCAUCCUCGCCCUCGCGCUCUCCUGCGCCGGCGCCUUCGCGCCGGUCAACAAGGCCGCCGUGCGCGCGCCGGUCGAGCUCGAGGCCAAGAAGUCCGUCGCGGACCUCUCCGAGGCGGACCUCAAGGGCAAGAAGGUCCUCAUCCGCUGCGACCUCAACGUCCCCAUCAAGGAGGGCGUCAUCGGCGACGACACGCGCAUCCGCGCGUCCGUCCCGACGGUCAAGUACCUCCUCGACAAGGGCGCCAAGGUCGCGAUGUGCUCGCACCUCGGCCGGCCCAAGGACGGGCCCGAGGACAAGUUCUCGCUCGGCCCCGUGGCCACGCGCAUGGGCGAGCAGCUCGGCAAGGCCGUGAAGAUGGCCCCCGACUGCAUCGGCGACGAGGUCGCCUCGAUCGUCGACGGCAUGGGCGACGGCGAGGCCCUCCUCCUCGAGAACACGCGCUUCUACAAGGAGGAGACCAAGAACGACGCCGCCUUCGUCGAGAAGCUCGCGGCCCCCUUCGACCUCUUCGUCAACGACGCGUUCGGCACGGCCCACCGCGCGCACGCGUCCACCGAGGGCGUCACGAAGUACCUCUCGCCCUCCGUCUCGGGCUACCUCCUCGCGAAGGAGCUCGAGUACCUCGCCGGCGCCGUCGACGAGCCCGUCCGCCCCCUCGCCGCCAUCGUCGGCGGCUCCAAGGUGUCCUCGAAGAUCACGGUCCUCGAGUCGCUCAUCAAGAAGUGCGACAAGGUCAUCGUCGGCGGCGGCAUGACCUUCACCUUCCUCAAGGCCCAGGGCAAGGCCGUCGGCACGUCGCUCGUCGAGGAUGACUUCAUCCAGACGGCCAAGGACGCCAUGAAGCUCGCCGAGGAGAAGGGCUGCGAGCUCAUCUUCCCGAACGAGAUCCUCGUCGCCGACGCCUUCGACGCCAACGCCAACACCCAGGUCGUGUCCUCGGACGCGAUCCCCGACGGCUGGAUGGGCCUCGACAACGGCCCGGCGGCCACGAAGAUGAUCCAGGACAAGCUCGCGGACUGCAAGACCGUCAUCUGGAACGGCCCCAUGGGCGUCUUCGAGAUGGACGCCUUCGCCAAGGGCACCUUCGCCAUCUGCGACACGCUCAAGGAGCUCACGGAGAAGGGCGCCAUCACGAUCAUCGGCGGCGGCGACUCCGUCGCGGCCGUCGAGAAGGCGGGCCUCGCCGACGCCAUGUCGCACAUCUCCACGGGCGGCGGCGCGUCGCUCGAGCUCCUCGAGGGCAAGGUCCUCCCGGGCGUCGCCGCGCUCGACGAGGCCUAAACGCG
This is a messenger RNA of Pelagomonas calceolata, 1641 nucleotides long. Lineage: Eukaryota; Pelagophyceae; Pelagomonadales; Pelagomonadaceae. The record is from the annotation of a GenBank genome assembly.